Molecule: messenger RNA, 1528 nt
Organism: Ilex paraguariensis (yerba mate)
Lineage: Eukaryota; Viridiplantae; Streptophyta; Magnoliopsida; Aquifoliales; Aquifoliaceae
Source: the annotation of a GenBank genome assembly
CCAAACCCAAAAGGUCGUUUGGUGCACCAAACCCAUUUGAAUCCCCCAUUUCAACUCAGCACCAACAACGUUGGACUGAUAUUCCAGAUAGAAGAUGAGGAGUUUUGGCUCACGCCGGUAAACUAGGCGAUUCGAAGGAUAUUGCUGGCUAUAGAGAUUUGCCAACUCAGAAGAAUGGAAACCCUCAUCAUAGGAGUUUCAUUGAGGGCAAAUCUGCCUUUGGAAACCCAAGGGGAGGUGACAAGGAGUCUCUUGGGAUGGAAUCCUAAUUCAUCAUUCCCUAUUUCCGUGAAUAUGAAAUCCAUGAGAGUCAUGUCUUGGAACUAUAGAGGUGCUGGUAACCUCAACUUUACAAGAGCAACGAGUGAUCUGCACAGGAACCAUAAUCCUUAGGUUGUAGUGCUUAUGGAGACAUGGAUCCAGAGUUCUACCUUCGGGAAUUUCUUCCACCAAUUUGGGCUUACCCAGGCUGAAAUUGUUGAGCCCAUUGGCAGAUCUGGGGGUAUUUGGUUGUUUUGGGAUCCUACCAGAGUUACGAUUCAGAUUAUUGAAACAAGCACUCAAGCAAUGCACGCUUACAUCUCUAUGUGUGACUUCGAAACCUGGAUCUUCUCAUCAGUUUACACGAGCCCUCAAUCAGUGAAUAGAGACAAAUUUUGUGAUGAAUUGAGUGCAGUAGGAGAUAAUUUCAAUCAGUCAUGGCUUGUAGCAAGAGAUUUGAGCGAUUAUGCCAGCCAAUCGGAGAGGAGAAGUAGAUCUACAGAUAACACCAAUAGAUGCUCUAAGUUUACUGAACGAGUAAACAAUUGUAAUUUGAAUGGGGCUUGGUUGUAGUGGGCCAAAACCUACGUGGACAAUCAAAAAGAAGGGUAUGACCAAUUCUCUCAUCAGACUGGAUAGAGCCUUGGUGAAUACAAAUUGGACCACAAAUUUUCUAGAUGCCAAAGUCCAAAAUCUCCCAAGGACAAGCUCAGAGCAUUGUCCCCUGCUCAUCCAUGUCACAGGUUGGUACAAGAUUAGCAUGGAUGGAAGCUCGAGAGACAAUCCAGGCCCAACUGGAGUUAGAGGGAUCAUCAAAGAUCAUAGAGGUCUAUGGAUCAAAGGGUUUUUUGGCAGAAUCAACAAUACCUCGAGUCUUAAAGCCGAACUAUGGGCUGCCUAUGAAGGACUAAAGUCGAUCCAAGGUGGAGGAGGGAACUACAUCCUUGAAAUUGACUCUUUAGAAGUCAUUAAUCUGUUGUCUACCAACCAAGCAGACAACCACCCUUUCAAAGUCCUACUGAACAAUUUCAAGCACAUCAUCAGAUCUCAAAACAUCAUUUUGUCACAUACCCUGAAGGAGGGAAACAAAUAUGCUGAUCAUCUGGCUAAUUUUGGAGUUAGCCAAUUUGAAGAGAUGGUGACUCUUGAUUUACCAUCGUCUUGUAUAUUGCCCCUUUUAAGGGCUGACAUUUCUUGUACUAGGGUUUUUAGGGAACCCAAUUAGAAGUGGUUCCCUCCAUAGCACCAAAAAAAUAAAAGUACAAAA